ACAUAAGACGCAUUUGGUUUGGUUAAAAGAAAUUUUAUAAAUUUUUAUAUAUUUUUGUCCGCAAGUCAUUAACUAAAAUAAUAGUUAACUUUUCAAAAUAAUUAAAUUUGUUAAAAGACAAGAUUAAAGAAAACAACAAAAAGUAUUUUUAAAUCGAAGUUGGUUUUUUGUUGAACCAAAAAUAGAACUGGUUUUGUUUUAAAAAAUGUCGUACGUUUUUUCAAAAGCGUUACAACAGCAAAAGUCACCGACAGAAGAAAGACAACGUCGAAAAACGCUUCCGACGGGCUGGGAUACCCCAGUAUCUCCAAACCUAGAUCAUGUAACGGCAGAAAGAAUUCCACCCAUUGUUGCUCCAAAGCCUAAACAGGACAACACAGAUCAAACAAAAGCAGCCCAAAAUUUAAGUGGAGCUUCAAAAUCAGCCGCAUUUCGAAAUGCUGGAUCACGAUCUUUUUCUUUUGACAGUGAGGCAUCAGCUGGACCAAAAAUGGGAGGUGCUUUUGCGAGAUUGCAAGCUAAUUUGGAGAAUCCCAACACUACCACUAAUUCAAUUUAUUCUGAAAAAUAUGAAGCAUAUCGUAUUCAGCGAUCUUUGAAAGAGCAUGGCGUGUUACCAUCAGAACUUCGAUCAAACGAACAACUUCAAAAAUAUGGUUUAGAUAAAAUGGAACCUCCAAAAGUUCUUCCAAAACCGUCAAGAGGGAGUGUUGAAAACAAACGUAGCGCAUUUUCCAAAAAUCGUUCGGAGACAAUGCCUUCUCCGUCAAUCACUACCGAAGAGUCUUUUUAUCAUAAGAAUAAGAGUUUUGGAUCUUUGGAUAACAAUGACUUGAUUAUUUCAGAAGAGCAUUUUACAAAACUAACACCGGACACAAGCGAAAAAGAAACUCAACCAGAAACAAAAGCUACGGACGACGUUUUUGUCUGUGAAAAUAAUGAAAUAGUUAACGGACAGCGUCAAUUAAAUGAAACUAUAGAAGAGCUAGAAAAGAUGAGCUUUGAGCUUGAUUCUAAAAAAGGAGGAUUGUUUUUUGAAAAAGUAGAAAAUGAAAAAAUUCAUAGUCAAGUUAUUUUAGAAUCUGAUGCUAUUCAGCAAGAUGGCAAAAAAGUACAAGAUGAGGUUAGUGGUGAAUUACCACCUGACUCUGUAGCGUUAUCUUUGUCAAAACCUAAUCAAGCCAGUAAUGAAAUCCAGUUUUCAAAGGUUUCUGAUGAACUAAAUGCCCAAGAUGUUAAAGCUGAUUCUGUUGAAUUUUUAUAUGAAACAGUUGAUAACUCUGUAGAGUUAAUUAAUUUACAAAAGGACAAUGAAAAAAGUGUUACUGAUUUAGCAAAUUCUAAUAGUAAAACUGAUCAAACUGUUGGAAUACCUAACUUGCCUACUGAACAUAUUGAAUCAAAGGAAUCCCACUUAGAUGAUUUAAGUACAGAUAUAUCAGCUAUUGAUUUUAAUAGAGUUGAAUCUUGUAAUGUAGAAGAGCUAUCUUUAACCAAUGCUGCUGUAAAAGAUGAGGUACCCCCUACACAUGUAUUAGUAGACAAAGAAGCGUCCUUAACAAAUGCAGUAGUCGAAGAAGUGUCCCCAUUAUAUAAUCAAGAGACUGUUUUUCUCAAUAAAAAUGAACUAGAAGAGAAUUUAGUUGAGUCACCAAUAAUUGAUCUAGAGUCAUCUAAUCGAUUAGAUGAUCCUGUUACCAGAUUAUCUGAUCCAUUAUUGGAAAUAAAAUCCGAAAUGAAUUUAACGCAAGAAAUUUCUGCACUUCUUGAAACAAAUCUUUUUUCGAACAGUCCGUUAGAAAGUGAUUUUUCUUUGGAUCAAACAAAUGACCAUCCUAAUUCAAAAGAAGAGUUGGAAAAUGCUGUAAAAAUAUACGAAACAUCUGACAAACCUUUUGUAUUACAGUCUGAUUCUGUAAAUGAGUUACCGUCACAUCAGAUAGUUACAGAGAUAAACCCUGAACAUACUGUUGAUUCCUUCAAAAAUGGUUUUCAAGAAUCAGAAAAAUACCAAAUAAAGGCAGAUGUGGAUGUCGAAAUAACCAACGAACAGUCCUUACUUAAAAACGAACUAAAAGAUGAAUCAGAUGGAGUUGUUAAAACAGAAAAAGACAUUGAUGAUGUAAACAAUAAUUCUUCCUUUAAUUUUGAUACAGCUUUUUAAUUUCUUUGUGAAUUUCUUUUUUAAUUUGAUUAUUUUGUACUUUUAGUUAAUUUUCAAUAUAAAAUUCAUUUUUAUGUGUUGGAGUAAAAAAAUUAUAAAAAAUUUUCUUCAGGUCAACAUUUUUAUAACUAUGCUUGUUCAUAGUUCAGAUGAGUUUUUGGUAUUAUGAAAAUGUAUAUAAAUUUUAAAUGUCUUAUAUCGUUAUAUAUAUA
Molecule: messenger RNA, 2376 nt
Organism: Hydra vulgaris (swiftwater hydra)
Lineage: Eukaryota; Metazoa; Cnidaria; Hydrozoa; Anthoathecata; Hydridae
Source: RefSeq, a predicted model, not a curated record